Messenger RNA from Paramecium sonneborni, 340 nucleotides. NCBI's taxonomy places the organism in Eukaryota, Ciliophora, Oligohymenophorea, Peniculida, Parameciidae. The record is from the annotation of a GenBank genome assembly.
AAUGAAUUAGAUUAAGUUUGGAUGGAAAGCGGAGUAUCUGAAGAUGUUAUGUCUGUUCUAGUUUAAUUAAUUUUACAUAGAGAAACAGCAUAUUUUGCAUAUGUUGUAACUAUAGCUGUUCUUCAAAAUAAUGAAUAAUAAAUUAAAAGAGAAGGUGUAUGUGCAGUUUCAUUACCUACAACUAAGCAUAUUACUGCUGGUUUAAAAUCAUACACUUAAGUAUUUAUUAGGUUUUGGAUAAACUACAUUUCUAUUUAAUUAUGAUGUUUUAGCUGAUUUCUGUUCAAAUUAUACUAUUAUGCCUAAUCCUAAAUUUAAAGAUCCUAAAUGCUUAAAUUGA